This is a messenger RNA of Metarhizium album ARSEF 1941, 1389 nucleotides long. Its product is annotated as Mannan endo-1,6-alpha-mannosidase. The transcript has 3 exons. Bases 1 to 1389 code for a protein of 462 amino acids. The record is from RefSeq and is a predicted model, not a curated record. NCBI's taxonomy places the organism in Eukaryota, Fungi, Ascomycota, Sordariomycetes, Hypocreales, Clavicipitaceae. Gene Ontology annotation, biological process: carbohydrate catabolic process; fungal-type cell wall biogenesis. Gene Ontology annotation, molecular function: mannan endo-1,6-alpha-mannosidase activity.
AUGAAAGGCUUCGCGACAGCGGCGGCGUUGUCGCUCGUCCUGGUGGGCACUCCUGUCGUUGGUCUGGAUAUCAAAAUCGAAGAUGAAGCCUCCUUGAAGAGCGCGGCCGGGACGAUUGCCUACGGUCUAAUGAAGUACUACAGCGGAAAUAAUACGGGCGAUACCCCGGGAAACUUGCCAGAUCCAUACUAUUGGUGGGAGGCGGGGGCUAUGUUUGGCACCAUCAUCGACUACUGGCAUCUCACGGGGGAUAGCUCUUACAAUGAUGCUACGAUGCAGGCAAUGUUACACCAAGCUGGGGACACCAAGGACUUUAUGCCCAAGAAUCAGACGAGAACCGAAGGCAACGACGAUCAAGGCUUUUGGGCCAUGGCGGCCAUGUCUGCCGCCGAGAAUAAAUUCCCCGAUCCUCCGAGCGAUCAAGCCCAGUGGCUCGCCCUGGCGCAGGCCGUAUUCAACCAGUAUGUUUUGCGAUGGGAUCCAGCUGACUGCAAGGGUGGCAUGAGGUGGCAAAUCUUUCAGUUCAACAAUGGCUGGAACUACAAAAAUUCCAUCUCGAACGGAUGCUUUUUCAAUAUAGCGGCUCGACUGCAUCGUUAUACAGGUAACAGCACCUACGGCGACUGGGCCACCAAGGUUUUUGAGUGGCAACAAUCCAUCAACUUGAUCACUAGUGACUACGGCGUACACGACGGUAUCAGUAUCGACCCGGACGGGACUUGUACAAGAAUCGACAUGCUAGAGUGGUCCUACAACUCGGGUAUUUACCUUCAUGGCGCCGCUGCCAUGUACAACGCCACGUCAGAUGACAAGUGGAAGAAGGCAGUUGACGGUAUCUUGAAGCAUGCCUCUGAAAAGUUUUUCAAGGACGGUGUGGCCUACGAACAGUUCUGCGAGUUCAACAAGUUGUGCAACAACGACCAACAAAGUUUCAAGGGCUACCUCCUUCGAUGGCUCGCGGGCACGGCCCAAUUGGCCCCGUACACCUAUAACACCAUCAAACCAUUCCUUCAAAAGGCCGGCAUAGCCGCUGCGGCUGCCUGUACCGGGUCGACAGCGGCACCAAAUUUCAAGGGUCAGCCGGGAACUGCCUGCGGCUUCAGCUGGAUUCCACAGGGCAAGUUUGAUGGAAUCGUUGGUGUUGGUGAGCAGAUGAAUGCUUUGGACGCAGUCAUGUACAACCUCGUGCAAAAAUCGGCGCCGCCAGUGACACAGAAGAAUGGCGGUACAUCCAAGGGCAACCCAUCGGCUGGUAGUGGUGGCACGGAAGAUCCGACGGUGCUUAAGCCUCUGACUACGGUAGACAAGGUCGGGGCGGGUAUCGUCACGAUGCUGUUCAUUGUAGGUGCCGUCGGCGGAACUGCGUUUAUGCUUCUGGAAUUUAGAUGA